Molecule: messenger RNA, 1568 nt
Organism: Panicum hallii
Lineage: Eukaryota; Viridiplantae; Streptophyta; Magnoliopsida; Poales; Poaceae
Product: basic leucine zipper 23-like
Exons: 3
Coding region: 163-933 (256 amino acids)
Biological process (GO): DNA-templated transcription; regulation of transcription by RNA polymerase II
Molecular function (GO): DNA-binding transcription factor activity, RNA polymerase II-specific; RNA polymerase II cis-regulatory region sequence-specific DNA binding
Source: RefSeq, a predicted model, not a curated record
CUCCUCUCUUUCCUCCCGUUCACAUCUGCGGCCUUUCUUUCCGGGUGGUGGCGGCGUCGCGGCGACGACUGGGCGAUCGGUGCCAUCCUACUCAGGUCUUCGUCGGGCCCAGCGCCAGCGACGAGCAUCCACCAAGUUUGCACUUGACUGCUAGUUGCCAAAAUGGAUGACGAAGACCUCGAUUUCUCAAACCCGGACACGUUCUUGUGCCCUGCCAUUGGCAACGAUCUACCCAGCAGUUGCUCCAUGGACAGCUACUUUGAUGACAUCUUGAAGGAUACAGAGCAUCAUGCCUGCACACACACCCACACCUGCAAUCCACCAGUCCAUGAUCAUUCGCACACCCACACCUGCAUCCAUGUCCACACCAAGAUCGUCGCGGCUUCGCCAGAGGCUGCUGAGUCGCCGUCUGAGAACAACGCCUCCAAGAAGCGUCCAUCUGGUAACCGAGCUGCAGUGAGGAAGUACCGGGAGAAGAAGAAGGCUCACACGGCGUCGUUGGAGGAAGAGGUGGUCCAUUUGAGGGCUUUGAACCAGCAGCUCAUAAAGAAGCUCCAGAAUCACGCGGCGCUUGAGGCGGAAGUAGCCAGGCUUCGCUGUCUGCUUUUUGAUAUCAGAGGGAGGAUUGAAGGGGAGAUUGGUGCUUUCCCUUAUCAGAGGCCAGUCAAGAGCAUCGAUUUUGUGUCUAGUGUUGACCAGGGAAGCUUUCUUGGUGGCACCCAGGUGACCAACUCCUGUGAUUUCGGAUGCAACGAUCAGAUGUAUUGCAAUCCUGAAAUGCAGGGGGCUAUGCGUGCUCAGGUGUUGGGGCAAGGUGCCUGUGAUAUCGCAAAUAUCCGAUGCAUAGGAAGUGCGAAGUCUGGAUCCACAAAACUACCUGUCUGUGGGGGUAUGGACACCGCUGUCUGCUUGCCAAAUGUUGAAAAGAAGUGAAGGACUCCUCGUGGUGUUUAUGGUAUCUUCUUUUCAGAGCACUGGGUCUCGCUUUCUGCAUCCAAGAAACACUGUAUAAAUUGCUAGUUUUUGUAUUUUGGAUCCCAUCUGGUUCAAGCUGUCAUGUAUGUUUGUUGCCGGUGAUGCUUCUAUGGUGCCCGAGCUGAUUCAAGCUCGUUAGCUCUAAAGCUGACAGGACAUCCUCGUUUAUUUUGCUUAGUUUCCAGAUGCUCUCUGAUGAAGUUCAGAACUGACCGGUUUGAAGGAGUUAAACUAGCUAACCUGGCACAUGUGCUUUAGACACUUGCUUAGAUGUUGGUAGAGACCUCAAGUUUAAUGCGGGCCUUAUCCUGUGUAGAUGCAUCUUGCGCGGAAUCUGUUAUGUAGUUGGUCUGUUGGUGCCAUGUUUCCUUGUUGAUAUGUCCGUGAUCCAAGUGUUUGGGUUCAAAUAUUAUUUGAUUGUUCCCCUAUUUCAUUUGUUAGUAAAUAAUGUACUGCAUGGAUCGGAUCUUGGACAGGAACUCUGUAACUCUAGCCCUGGUCAUAUUUUGAAUUUCUGACGUAUUCUACAGUACGUCUGCAGGAUUUAUACUUGAAAAAGAAAAAAGAGCUUGCAACUUGCAAGCAUUACCUUA